This is a messenger RNA of Letharia lupina, 639 nucleotides long. RefSeq lists its product as uncharacterized. The transcript has 2 exons. The record is from RefSeq and is a predicted model, not a curated record. Bases 1 to 639 code for a protein of 212 amino acids. NCBI's taxonomy places the organism in Eukaryota, Fungi, Ascomycota, Lecanoromycetes, Lecanorales, Parmeliaceae.
AUGGAGACCUGCAGUCUUCGUUUUGCUUCAUAUCUUACCAAUUGCUUAUGUGUUCACACUCCAGGAAAUCAUGCGUCCCCGCAGUCUUAUAGCACCGACGCUUGUGCAAAACAACAGUACAUCCUUAUCGUCAAUUGCAGGAUCUUGAAAACCCCACACUCCCCCCUGGACCCAUGGACCUACAUGGGCCCCAAAGGCCGCUACGAAUUCUCCAACUACCGCAACCCCAGCAUCAAACCUAACUGGCUGGCGACCUUCUUGUUGACCUGCCUGGGCGACAUCUUCGAUGCGACCGCAACCCAAGGCUUCAGACCAGACGAGCCUUACCCGGACGGAACCUACAACUGCCAUCUGGAUUACGUCUCGACGUCUGGAUCAAGAGGGGAUUUUGCACUCGGAAUCACAAAGAUAGAGGCGCCGGUUUGGUACAUGACUUUCUCCGACAUCGUGGAUGAUCUGGAAGCGCUUUGGUAUGCCGCGCUGUGGUUUGAAGAAAGGGCCGCUGGUGUUCCGGAAAUGGAUUUCAAUGUGUACCAAUUUGAUCGACAGAGUUCUGAUGCUAGGGGCUCUUCUUUCCUGGCGUCUCGUGGUAACUUUUCAUUCGCACUCAUCGGCGAGGCCGACGUGGGUAACGCAUAA